AUGGACUGGUCCCAAGACAGCUCCCUAUAUGAUACCAGAGCGCCGAGAAAUGUCUUCAAGUACAGCGAAAUGGCCACAACAAUAGUGCGGCUGUCUCCCGACUCCGAGAAACCUGUGAUAUGGACCAUGGAAAACAUGGAAGACUGGAAUGAGUGGUUUGAGACGGAAUAUCCGGCCCUCGAUGGGUCUGAAUCUGGACUCGUUCUGAUUUUAGCUAGACGGAAUGGGGAGCGUGACUUUCCACCGGUCCGCCAAGUUAGAUCGGAUGAAUGGCUCGAGAGAAUAAAGCGUCACGAAACCGACCAGCCACGAGAGCUACCAACCUCCUCCAACAAGAACGGCCAACGCACAUUGCGGAUAUUACCGUUCUCCCAAGAUUCAUUCCAUACCAUCGUCAAGAAGUUCUACGUCCAUAGCAUGAUAGCUCGUGCUAUCAGCAGAGCCGAUAUACCGACUUUUUCGGCGGCAGAGGUUGAGAUGGGCCCCGAAAAUGAACAGACGUACCCUGCUUUCGUGUAUAAUUGCCGGACUUCGAAUGCUUGGGAAGGUGACCUGGCCUUGACGGCUACAUAUUUCCCCCAUUGUAAACUUACAUUUGCCAUCAUGUUUGGUUGCCCAAUCUCAACAGAGAAGCAAGUGCUACAGCGUCUUGGCAAAGUGGAAAUUGAAGCUGAUCAUCCACUAUUGAUGCCCGGUAUUCUUGUGGAACUAGAGAGACAAAGGCAUGUUUGCCUGGUUGACGAUACGGUCAACGAGCUGGAAACACAAAUUCUCGAGAUAGAUACGUUUUCCGAAGAUCUGGAACUCAUGUCUACUGAGGAACAGGCAAGACGAAAACAAGCAAAAAGGGCCGCAUGGCUGGACACGACGUAUCUCCGCAACCAGUUGAGCAACUGGAUUGUCAACCUGGAAAAGCUUCAGGAUCAUGCAGAUGAGCUGAACCACACCAUUUUUAAGUUGCCGAAAGGGCCGCCAUCAGCUGUGGCUGCGCUCAUGACAAGGUACAGAGGCCCUCAAGAGCCUUCUGAGGUAUUCUACGAUUGCUGCUCUCGGACACCUAGACUUCUCUCUUACGAUGAACCUACAGAAGGGAUAGAUUUAAAUGGGGAUGGCGAGAAAGGCAAAGCCUAUUCGUUCUAUCCAUUGGAAAAGGAAUUUUGCGAACCCUCACAACCACAGCAGCCACUUGAAGCGGAUCAAGUACAAGAAGCGAUGGAAAGAGCAGGAAACAGGAUUAAAAGCCGUCUGCGGGAUAUCAUCGACGAGUACCACGAAAAGGUACGGGAUUGCACAAUGAGAGUUGACGGCAUGGCAAUGGCGACACAAUGGGCACAAGGAGAAACCAAUCUGGAAAUCGCAAUAGCUGCCAGCCGCGAUUCACGUCACAUGCGCUCUAUUGCUGUCAUUACGAUGAUAUUUUUGCCAGGAACCUUUUUUGCGAGUAUAUUCUCAAUGGGACUUUUUGACUGGGGCGCCGCCGGGCAUGGCGAAGUUGUGUCAGGGUACUUCUGGAUCUAUGUGGUCUUGGCUACUUCCUUCACAUUCGUUACUCUGAGCACUUGGUGGUAUAUAGGGGUAUAUCGUCACUCUAGACGCAAGGAAAACUCCCAGGGAAGCAAGUGGCUCUGUCGUGUGAAGGCCCGGAUCUUGAGUCUAAAUAGAAAGGCUGUCGACUCGAUGGUUUAG
Fusarium keratoplasticum is the source of this 1686-nucleotide messenger RNA. Its product is annotated as Protein kinase domain-containing protein. The transcript is spliced from 7 exons. Bases 1 to 1686 code for a protein of 561 amino acids. NCBI's taxonomy places the organism in Eukaryota, Fungi, Ascomycota, Sordariomycetes, Hypocreales, Nectriaceae. The record is from RefSeq and is a predicted model, not a curated record.